ACUGCUCACCGGGGAGGAGGCAGUUCAUUGAUAAAAACGUUGGGCUCCCUUGGGCGCGAGCGCAGCGUAGCGAAUCCUGGCAGUGCCACGCGCCGCCCGGGCCGGCGGAACAGAGAUCCAGCCAGGCGGCCUCAGCCUCGCCCCGCCCGCAUGGAGCCCGCCGCCGGCUUCCUGUCUCCGCGACCCUGUCCGCGCGCGGCCGCCCUGCCCGCGCCCCCCGCCGGCCCCGGGCCGCCUCGGGCUGCCAAGCCGGGACCUGAGCUGGAGAUGCUGGGCGGGCCGCCGGCGCCAGACCCCGGGCGCCUCAUCACCGACCCGCGCAGCGGCCGCACCUACUUCAAAGGCCGCCUGCUGGGCAAGGGGGGCUUCGCCCGCUGCUACGAGGCCACCGACACAGAGACAGGCAGCUCCUACGCGGUCAAAGUCGUCUCCCAGAGCCGCAUAGCCAAGCCGCACCAGCGCGAGAAGAUCCUAAAUGAGAUCGAGCUGCACCGGAACCUGCAGCACCGUCACAUCGUGCGUUUCUCCCACCACUUUGAGGAUGCUGACAAUAUAUAUAUUUUCCUGGAGCUCUGUAGCCGAAAGUCUCUGGCCCACAUUUGGAAGGCCCGGCACACCCUGUUGGAGCCGGAGGUGCGUUACUACCUGCGGCAGAUUCUUUCUGGACUUAAAUAUUUGCACCAUCGAGGCAUCUUGCACCGAGACCUCAAACUGGGAAAUUUUUUUAUCACUGAGAAUAUGGAACUGAAAAUGGGGGAUUUUGGACUGGCAACCCGGUUGGAACCUCCAGAGCAUAGGAAGAAGACCAUCUGUGGCACCCCCAAUUAUGUGGCUCCAGAAGUAUUGCAGAGACAGGGCCACGGGACUGAAGCAGAUGUGUGGUCCCUGGGCUGUGUCAUGUACACACUGCUAUGUGGGAACCCCCCCUUUGAGACAGUUGACCUGAAGGAGACAUACCGUUGCAUCAAGCAAGUUCACUAUACGCUGCCCGCCAGCCUUUCACUGCCUGCCCGACAGCUCCUGGCUUCUAUCCUCCGUGCAUCGCCCCAAGACCGCCCCUCAAUCGACCAGAUCCUGCGCCAUGACUUCUUUACCAAGGGCUACACCCCCGACCGGCUCCCUGCCAGCAGCUGUGUGACAGCUCCAGACCUGAUACCCCUCAAUCCAGCUAAGAUUCUGUUUGUCAAAGUUACCAAGAGUCUCUUUGGCAGGAAAAAGAAUAAGAGUAAGAACCAUCCUGAGGUGCGGGAUGAAGUCUCAUGUCUGGUAAAUGGCCUUACACGGACAUCCAUAUGUCACCAGGAUGCCAAGCCUGAGGUUCCAGCAGCUUCUGGUCUAGCCCAGGUCAGCCUGGUCGAGACAGCCCCUGAAGACAGUUCGCCCCAUGGGACACUGGCAAGCAGUGGAGAUGGGUUUGAAGAAGGUCUUACUGUGGCUACAGUGGUGGAGUCAGUUCUCUGUGCUCUGAGAAACUGCCUGGCUUUCAUGCCCUCAGCUGAACAGAAUCCUGCUCCCCUGGCUCAGCCAGAGCCGCUGGUGUGGGUCAGCAAGUGGGUUGACUACUCCAACAAGUUUGGUUUCGGGUAUCAGCUGUCCAGCCGCCGUGUGGCUGUGCUCUUCAACAAUGGCACACACAUGGCCCUGUCGGCGAACAGGAAGAUCGUGUACUACAACCCCACAAGCACAAAACACUUCUCCUUCUCUGUGGAUGCAGUGCCACGGGCCCUGCAGCCUCAGUUGAGUGUUCUUCGGUAUUUUGCUUCCUACAUGGAGCAGCGCCUCAUGAAGGUGUGUGGACUGAGAUGGGGUACACUGAGGGCUACCACAUUCCAAUCCCUUCCUCGUCCCCUUCGAGGUGGAGACCUGCCCAGUGUAGAAGAGGUGGAGGUGCCUGUCCCCCCACUUCUGCUGCAGUGGGUCAAGACUGAUCAAGCCCUACUCAUGCUGUUUAGUGAUGGCACUGUCCAGGUGAAUUUCUAUGGGGACCACACCAAGCUGAUCCUCAGCGGCUGGGAGCCCCUCCUGGUGACUUUUGUGGCCCGGAAUCGCAGUGCUUGUACUUACCUCGCUUCCCACCUCCGGCAGCUGGGCUGCUCUCCAGACCUGCGUCAGAGACUCCGCUAUGCUCUGCGCCUGCUCCGGGACCGCUGCCCGGCCUAGGCCCCUGCUGCAGAGCAGCCCCCAGCACUAGUCCUUGGUCUGAGGCCUGUGCCUGUAAGGCUAUGCCUUCGUGGCCCUCCUUGUCCCUUUGGUGCCUCACUGGGGGCUGUGAACUGAAUCCCCCAGAGAAUCAGGGACCAGCUUUAUUGGGGCUGGAGGCUGCCUAUCCUAGGUACCUCCAUACUCCUUCUCCAAGAUAAGCCUGAGCCUUAGCCCCUGGCUAGGGGGCACUGUUUAUGGACCACUUUUAUUUAUUGACAGACAUUUAUUUAUUGGGACGUGAGCCCCAAGGAGGGCCUCCUUCCGAGAUAAUAAACCAUUUUGCAGAA
Molecule: messenger RNA, 2489 nt
Organism: Erinaceus europaeus (western European hedgehog)
Lineage: Eukaryota; Metazoa; Chordata; Mammalia; Eulipotyphla; Erinaceidae
Gene: PLK3
Product: polo like kinase 3
Exons: 15
Coding region: 151-2160 (669 amino acids)
Biological process (GO): regulation of cytokinesis; DNA damage response; mitotic cell cycle
Cellular component (GO): spindle pole; cytoplasm; nucleus
Molecular function (GO): protein binding; protein serine/threonine kinase activity; ATP binding
Source: RefSeq, a predicted model, not a curated record